This is a messenger RNA of Emys orbicularis (European pond turtle), 2868 nucleotides long. RefSeq names its product Rho GTPase activating protein 44 (gene ARHGAP44). Gene Ontology annotation, molecular function: protein binding; GTPase activator activity. The transcript is spliced from 22 exons. Gene Ontology annotation, cellular component: intracellular anatomical structure; postsynaptic density; dendritic spine. The record is from RefSeq and is a predicted model, not a curated record. The coding region runs from base 1 to 2868 and encodes 955 amino acids. NCBI's taxonomy places the organism in Eukaryota, Metazoa, Chordata, Testudines, Emydidae. Gene Ontology annotation, biological process: signal transduction; neurotransmitter receptor transport, endosome to postsynaptic membrane; regulation of actin cytoskeleton organization.
AUGUAUCUUGUGGAGAAGCGGUUGGAGCUGGUGAAGCAGGUCUCCCACAGCACUCACAAGAAACUGACAGCCUGUCUGCAGGGGCAGCAAGGCGUGGAUGCCGACAAGCGCUCAAAAAAGUUACCUUUGACGACACUGGCCCAGUGCUUAAUGGAAGGCUCCGCCAUUUUAGGGGACGACUCUCUACUGGGGAAGAUGCUCAAACUAUGCGGCGAGGUGGAGGAUAAACUAGCCCAGGAGCUCAUCCAUUUCGAGCUGGAAGUAGAACGGGAUGUGAUCGACCCUCUGUUUGUGCUAGCCGAGGUGGAAAUCCCAAAUAUCCAAAAACAGAGGAAGCAUUUAGCAAAAUUAGUCCUGGACAUGGAUUCCUCACGGACAAGGUGGCAGCAGUCGGCGAAGUCGUCAGGUUUGUCGAGCAACCUGCAGCCGUCGGGUGCCAAAGCGGACGCUCUCAGGGAAGAGAUGGAGGAGGCGGCGAACAGAGUGGAGAUUUGCAGGACCAACAAGGGCCACACACAGGGCACCACUGACCAUCCUAAGAUUGCCAAUUGGAGAGGCUCAGAUGCUGAGCUGUUGAAGGACCAGCUCUCGGCUGACAUGUACAAUUUCGUGGCCAAAGAAAUAGACUAUGCAAACUACUUUCAAACUUUAAUAGAAGUGCAAGCAGAAUACCAUAGGAAGUCAUUAGCACUUUUACAGAACGUGUUGCCUCAGAUAAAAGCACAGCAGGAAGCCUGGAUUGAGAAGCCCUCCUUCGGGAAGCCGCUGGAGGAGCAUCUGGCCGUCAGUGGGCGGGAGAUCGCCUUCCCCAUCGAGGCGUGCGUCACCAUGCUGCUGGAGUGCGGGAUGCAGGAGGAGGGUCUCUUCAGGGUGGCUCCUUCUGCAUCCAAGUUAAAGAAGCUCAAGGCGGCUCUCGACUGCUGCGUGGUGGAUGUGCAGGAGUAUUCAGCAGACCCCCAUGCCAUUGCAGGGGCACUGAAGUCCUAUCUCCGAGAGCUUCCAGAGCCUCUCAUGACCUUUGAACUCUAUGAUGAAUGGAUUCAAGCUUCCAACAUCCAGGACCAAGACAAGAGGCUGCAGGCCCUGUGGAAUGCCUGCGAAAAACUGCCCAAGGCCAACUACAACAACAUCAGGUACUUGAUCAAAUUCCUAGCAAAGCUAACGGAAUACCAGGAUGCUAACAAAAUGACACCGAGCAACGUGGCGAUAGUGCUGGGCCCCAACCUCCUCUGGCCUCAAGCAGAAGGAAACAUCACGGAGAUGAUGACGACGGUGUCUCUGCAGAUCGUGGGGAUUAUCGAGCCCCUCAUCCAGCAUGCCGACUGGUUCUUCCCUGGAGACAUUGAAUUCAAUGUGACUGGGAACUACGGCAGCCCCAUGCACGUCAACCACAAUGCCAACUACAGCUCCAUGCCCUCCCCUGACAUGGACCACUCGGACCGCAAGCAGCACGACCAGGCCCGGCGCCCCCUCAGCGUGGCCACGGACAACAUGAUGCUGGAGUUUUACAAAAAGGAUGGCCUUAGGAAAAUCCAAAGCAUGGGCGUCAGGGUGAUGGACACAUCUUGGGUGGCCCGCAGAGGCACCACCAUAGUUCGAAAAGCGUCCUCCACCCCGCCUGCCAUGCAGCCCCCCGCGCCGCCUUCCGAUCUCGCUGCUACUCCUCAGUCACCAAUUCCUGAGCAAUCUCUUGAUAUUUCAGCUACUCCCUCCCCUACUCCAACUAGCUUCGGCUUCCAGCCAGGAGCCGAACAGACAAGCACGGAUGAUGUGUCGUCUAGUUGGUUGGACUCCUGUUACCACUACCCUUCCCCCGAGGACGACAGGCCCCCCCCUUACCCUUGCUAUCAGCACCUCCGCCAUUACCACCCCCAGGCUCGGCCCGAGGCCCCCUCACCACCCUACCGGUGGUCAGGGCACAGCCAAACUCUGCCUCCCCGCUCCUCCUCCUCCUCCUCCUCUCCCAGCCCUCAGCCGCUUGACAUUAACUCGAACCCGAAGCCGUGUUUCCUUCACCUCCCCAAGCAGAGCUCCCUCACCGAAUCGCAUGCUCUCGAAACUAAUCUCUCCGCCCCCUCCAUCAAACCCCCACUUGUCUUAGCCAAACCGGACCCACCUGGCGCUCCCUACCCCUCCCUUACGUCAGCCUCUCCCCCCUGGGUCGGCUGCGCCAGCGACAGAGGAGCCGGCCUGACUAGUACUUUAAAAACCAAGGAGCUGUCGCCCGUGUCUGGGCAGAAAGGCAGCCCAAGCUCCGGUCACGUGGCCCCAUGUGGGAGCAUGCAGCAGGUGGCCAGUCCCACGCAGCAGCUGUCCACGGAGCAGAGCCCUCACGCACUGCGCAAAGUUUCAAAGAAGCUGGCUCCAAUCACACCCAAGGUGCCCUACGGCCAGUCAGGCGGUAUGUCCGACCAGUCCACGGGACAGCCAUCCCCCGUCAGCCUGUCUCCCACCCCUCCGAGCACCCCUUCACCCUAUGGACUGAAUUACCCACACGGCUACUCACUGGCCUCAGGCCAGCUCUCCCCAGCUGCUGCUCCUUCCCUGUCUUCUCCUCCUUCCCUGACGAGCACUUUAACCAAGUCUCGACCCACCCCUAAGCCAAGGCAGAGGCCCACGCUGCCACCGCCACAGCCUCCCACAGCAAGCCUGACCGGCGCUAGCCCGCAGUCCAUGGAGCACACCCUGCUAGAUGACAUGUCCCCCGGGGAAAGCAUGUCCACAGAUCUCGUCCACUUUGAUGUCCCUUCUAUACACGUCGAGGUUGAUCCUGCACUCCACCGAGAUCCGCUGGAACAAACCCAGAGACAUUCCGUGGCAGGGAAAGUCGAUUCGGAAGAGGAAGAAUCGGAAAGCACCGCCCUAUGA